This is a messenger RNA of Lodderomyces theae, 939 nucleotides long. RefSeq lists its product as uncharacterized. The coding region runs from base 1 to 939 and encodes 312 amino acids. The record is from RefSeq and is a predicted model, not a curated record. NCBI's taxonomy places the organism in Eukaryota, Fungi, Ascomycota, Pichiomycetes, Serinales, Debaryomycetaceae. Gene Ontology annotation, cellular component: Golgi membrane. The transcript has a single exon.
AUGACGAAACGACUCAAUUUGCCAUAUACGACGCAAGAUCUAUUUCCUCAAUCGUCCCCCUCUGCAAAACAUGGAUCAGUCCGAGCCGGGUCAAUUGCGUCAACCCCCUCAUCGCUAUAUAUCCCGCGUCCAACAUUCCAGCACAACUCCACGUCUUUCAAGUUCAAGAACAAAUUCAAAAAUGUGAAAACAAUGGUCAAGAGACUAUUCAAGCCCAGCACGUUGGAUUUUGAAACGGCAAUAUGGGAGAUUUUCCAUCUAAUCAUUAAUCCAAAAAAGAUGUACCGUUCACAUUAUUACUAUCGGCAACUGCAACAACAUCCCGAUGGGAAAACUUCAUACACAAGAGAUGAUCCGUCUUUUCUUAUUUUAGUAACGGGGUUUCUAUCUGUGAGUGCCAUUGCAUGGGGGUUGGCUUACUCGCCCACCAUUUUGGACAUCUUUAAAUUGGUUUUGUACAUGGUUGUUGUUGAUUUCUAUGUCACGGGUUUCAUAAUUGCAACGGUGACGUGGUUGGCAACCAAUAAGUUAUUCAACUUGGAAGUGGGGUUAAACAAGUACAGCGCCAACUAUAUCGAAUGGGGGUUCUGUUUUGACAUUCAUUGCAAUUCAUUCUUAAUCAUUUGGUGUUUGCUCUAUGUUGUCCAGUUUGUUCUAUUACCUAUAAUCCGAAUGAAGAAAUCAAUAAUAGCGUUGAUUUUGGGAAAUUCGCUAUAUUUUGGUAGUAUUGGGUACUACUUUGUCGUGACGUUUUACGGGUUCAACUCAUUGCCAUUCAUCUCGUCAAAUGUUGUCAAACUGAAUGAUCGAAAUCCCGCCAGAGUAUUACAAUUGAUUGUCGUAGCUGGUAUUUUACCACUUUUGGCUAUUGCAUGGCUCGUCACACUCCUAUUUAGAGUCAACGUUGCUGACAAAUUGGUUGAAUCCUACUUCAACUAG